This is a messenger RNA of Centropristis striata (black sea bass), 17012 nucleotides long. It is a transcript of the gene jade2, whose product is annotated as jade family PHD finger 2. Gene Ontology annotation, biological process: regulation of transcription by RNA polymerase II. NCBI's taxonomy places the organism in Eukaryota, Metazoa, Chordata, Actinopteri, Perciformes, Serranidae. The transcript has 14 exons. The coding region runs from base 969 to 3758 and encodes 929 amino acids. The record is from RefSeq and is a predicted model, not a curated record. Gene Ontology annotation, cellular component: histone acetyltransferase complex.
AAUCCCAGUCCUCUCCUCUCCGAGGCGCAGUCAUCUAGCAUUUCUCAGAGUAGGAAGUGCAGCUUGCGGUAACAGUGAAUUGAAAGUACGCCAUAAAUAUGGCGCCAAAAGAGUUUUCAAGCUGGUGAUAAGAGCUGAUUUUUCCUCUGUGUUGUCUUUUUUUCUGGGGGUGGGGGGAGAGGUUGCAAGACAAGACCCGCCUGUGCAUUUGUGCAGAGCGGUGUGUGUGCACGUACACUGACUGGCUCGAGGAGUGGAAGCGAGGCAAGGCAGCAAGUGAAGACGAGGAGACCUCAAUGUUUUAUUUUUGAAGGAGGGACGUUGCGAAACUGGUUUGCAAUCUUUUCUGACUCAUCGUUUGGAAAUAAAGCAUCCUUUUCUUUCUUUUUCUUUUUCUCUUGUUUUCACCCCUCCUCCUCUUGCUUCUCCGUCCCCUCCUCCUGUACCGCUGGCACCGGAGAGGAAAACAUCGUCGGAUUUUUGACACCACGUUUGGGCUGCUUUUGCAAAAUGCGACAUGCUUUCCUGUGAGCGGUGUGUUGUGCGCACCUCGCAGCCUGCUACACCGUGAAACAGCAGCAGGACCAGCGGCGGCACCACUACUGUGUUUGUUGUUGUUGACUUGUACGAGGCUGCAACUCAGUCUGGCUGCCACUUUUGGAUUUUAUUUCGGAUUUUGGACUCGGUGGCCGGUCUUUGCAGAGCUGACGCGCUGUCAACACGCACCGUGAGGGGAAGGGAAGGGAGGGGAAGGGACAGUCCUGACACCCAGCGUGGAUCCACAGUCGGGGCUGUUUAGCGGCACUGCUAGCAGCCUGCCAGGGCACUGAGUGGGCAAACUGAACUACAGCUAAACCCUUCACUGUAAAACUACAUGUGCCUGGCUCCCAAUGAUCUCCUAAUCUCUGGGAAUCGCCCGCCGUCCAGGACUGUGGACGUCUCUGCAUCCGAAGCUGACUGCGAUCAAGAUGGAGAGCGAAAAGAAGAGGAGAAAAUACUCCACGAGCAGCAACGACUCCGACACCACCGACAGUCAGGUGACGUCGUGGUCCAGGUCAUCCAAGAAUACAGGCACCAGCAGCACAUGGGUCCGCCAUCAGCACAAGAAACCAUCAGAGGUAUUUCGUACCGACUUCAUUACGGCCAUGAAGCUGCCGGACUCGGCUCAGCUCGGCCCGGACGACUUCUACGUGCUCUCGGACCCUUGGAGACAAGAAUGGGAGAAGGGAGUGCAGGUCCCUGCCAGUGUGGAAGCCAUACCAGAGCCUGUGGUCAGGUUGCUGCCGACUGAGUUGACGGGAGGCCUUUCCAACAACAGGCAGGAGAGGGAGAGCGGCACCCAGCCGCCUCCCACUCAGCGCUACAGCUGCUAUGACCUGGACGACCUGGACGUCGCCUGGCUGGAGCUGGUCAACCACGAGUUCAGACAGAUGGCAUUACCAGAGCUGGACGAGCUGACGAUGGAGUGCGUUCUGGUCGCACUGGAGAGCGUGUGCGAGGAGAAGAUGCGUCAGGCCAUUGAGACGGAGGAAGGCCUGGGCAUCGAGUACGACGAGGACGUGGUGUGUGACGUUUGCCGCUCGCCAGAGGGGGAGGACGGCAACGAGAUGGUCUUCUGUGACAAGUGCAACGUCUGCGUUCAUCAGGCAUGUUAUGGCAUCCUGAAGGUGCCGCAGGGGAACUGGCUGUGUCGGACCUGCGCUCUUGGUGUCCAACCCAAAUGUCUGCUCUGCCCCAAGAGAGGGGGGGCCCUCAAGCCCACUCGCAGUGGAACCAAGUGGGUCCACGUCAGCUGUGCCUUAUGGAUUCCUGAGGUGAGUAUAGGCUGUCCAGAGAAGAUGGAGCCCAUUACCAAGGUGUCCCACAUCCCCGCCAGCCGCUGGGCUCUGUCCUGCAGCCUGUGUCGAGAACACACAGGAACCUGCAUACAGUGCUCUAUGCCCUCCUGUAUCGUGGCCUUCCAUGUGACAUGCGCCUUCGACCACGGACUGGAGAUGAGGACCAUCCUGGCAGAGAACGACGAGGUGCGAUUCAAGUCCUUCUGCCUGGAGCACAGCUGCAGCGCCAGCAACAAUAACACAACCACCACCAACUUCUCCAGUUUGACCAGUGUGAGCAAUGGCAACCACACAAGCAAUGGAGCACACGCCGCAGCCAGACCUGACUGGGCCAUCACCAAUGUCAGCUCUGAGCUCCGGCCUGAGCAUCAGCACCAGCCAAACAGCAUCAGCGACCAGGAGCAGAGGUCUGUAUUGUACCCAAUUUCGGUGUCGGCGUCAGAGCGAGCUGAGCGGGAGCAGCUGGAGAGAGAGAAGGUGAGCCAGAGGAAACAGAAACUCCAGGAGCUGGAAGAUGAGUUUUACCAACUGGUGGACCCCAGGGAAGUGGCCGAAAACCUGGCACUGCCCGUCCCCCAGGUGGACUUCUUAUAUCAGUUCUGGAAGGUGAAGAGGAAGGCCAACUUUAAUCGACCUCUUGUGACCUUAAAGAGGGACGAGGUGGACAACCUUGCCCAGCAGGAGCAGGACGUCCUCUACAGACGCCUCAAACUCUUCACACACCUCCGACAAGACCUGGAGAGGGUGCGUAACCUGUGCUACAUGGUGACACGGAGGGAGAAAAUGAAACACACCCUGUGCGACCUCCAGGAGAAGAUCUUCCACCUGCAGAUACAAAUACUAGAAGAGGACAUUGCUGGAGAGAAAACCCAGAAGGGAGAAAAGAGGAAGCAGAAUGGAGUGAAGGAGAAAGGGAAGGAGAGGAGGAAGAGUAGUCCUGAGAAGAAAAAGGAGAGAUUAAAGCCAGAGAACGGCUCCCUGCUAAAAGAGCUAGGUUUGUCAAAGUCCUUCCCGUUGGACAACUCUUUGUUCGACAGCUGGCUCGCCCAGUCGGUUCAGAUCACCGCUGAUGACAUGCUGAGCCAGUGGGCUCUGGGUGCCCAGCAUCGGGACAAGAGCGGCAGCCUGCUCUCUGACCAGCUCCUGCAAGGCGAGGAGAGCCUGCUGAACCUUAUGAUGGAGAACUCCAUGCAGUCCACCUGGAAAACACCCCAGCUGGGCCGCAAACCGCGAGGGGGCAACAAGCCCCGUGCUCGUGGACAAUCCACCACCCCCACACUGCCCCAGACGCUCCUGUCUGCAGCAGCCGCCUCCGCCGCCUGCAGCCCUUCCACUGCAAAGAGCCUCUCAGCAAGCGAGGUGGAGGAAAAGCCCAUCAAUGUUGGUCGGAAAGGGGAAAGGUCCAGGGGCACCUCCAAGGCCUUGCACCACCACUACCUUCAUCACCACCAGACAAGGAGCUCUGACCUGCACAGGGAUCCGCCCCCGCAGCCCCCUAUCUCCAAAAUGGAUUCCUGUCACAUCUCGGAGGACCGCGGCCCAUGGGACAGCAUCUACACAGGGAAUGGUGUUGCAUCCGGUUUCACUGCAAGCUCAUCUCCACGUCCAGCCUCGAGCCCUGGCGCCACGCUGCCCGACACAGGGGCGAUCGUUCGUGGCGGGGGUCCGCGGCUCCGUCUGUCCCGCCAGGGUAAAUCCAGAGGUAGGGGCAUCAGUGGAGGUGGAGGAAUGGUAGGCCUGGAGUCUGUGGGCCUUGUAGGUAAGGACACGUCCCUGCUGGACGCUGCAGAGACUGACGGGUACUUCUCUGAUGGCGAGCAGAGUGAUUCGGACACACGUUCUGGCGGACGCAAACUUCACCUGCCUCAGUUGCAUUCUGGGAACGAAGACCUGCUGAGAAGGAGCGUGCUGGCGUCCUAAAGAACUGAGACUCAAACCAACACACACACACACACACACACACACACACACGCAUACACACAGUUAUCCAAGAGUCCCGCUGGCUAAUUGUUUCUCCAUCUGUGCCCAAUAUACAGUCCACGAAACAUGGCUGGAUGGCUUUCUAUGUCACAUUUACCAAUGGAAAUCUUUUCAGCUCUCACCUGCUUUGUUUUUUGGGGGAAUUUGAAUGUAGCUGCUUGCCUGUCGUACCGUAAAGCUUCUCCACCGGAUCGUAGGUUGUCGUCAGCUUACCACAAGAUGCGAUACAUUCAACAAAUAGGAAACAAACAUUACCUUUAGUCUUUUUUGUUUUGUUUUAUAUUUCAGAUUCAUUUUGUUUCUGGGCGUUGAAGUACCCAUUUCUGGCCUCAUGUCUGUGGUAUCUGCCAGACUUGGGAACAAACACUUCGGGGCAUUAUUAUUAUUAUUAUUCAAGCUGGUUUCAGGGUCUGCUUCGCUCUUGGUCUUUAUGACCUGAGAUGCAUCCAAUGAGUCCUUGUUUUCUUGAAUAUGUUCAGUGGAAAGACGAUUUCACACCAGAGCUGGUCUGAAUAUGUACAGAGGGUGACAUGGAAUAACAUGUAUUCAGCCUUGAAAAGCACAACUAGCUAGUCAUAAGAGCUGUAAAGUAAGCACUUGUGUGUAUAAUAGAUGCUCAUUCAGGGUUGGGUUCAAUUCUCAUGUUGACUAUGUUGCAAAAUGUACACUCAAGCCAUUCUCAUCAUUACAGACAAAAAGACAGAUUUCCAGCUUUUCCCAUUUUUGAAUAGCAAAUAGAUUGACCCCAACCCUGGUGUUCAUUCAGAUUGUCACACAGAGACACAAACACACAGACACACUGACACACAUACUACUAUAAGCAAAUCCCUUUGCUCACAUCACGGCCGUUGAAAUAUUUGAUCUGACUUCUGUCAGCUGCUUUCAAACUCUCCCUAAUUCUGAGUUCUUUUUUUUUAAAGAGAAAAAUCAUCAUAAAAACUCUGUGCCUUCUGUCGCUUGCCCUGUGCCCCUGCCUUUCCUCAACCCCCCGUCCCCGCAAACCUUAUCAAUCAACCAAACAAUCAGUAAGUAGAUCAAUCAGUCGUUUCUCAAUCGGAUUUGUAACAAUCAAACCAAAAGGAAAUCCCGUUGGAUUGGGCUCCUUGUCACCUUAACAAUUGUCUAGUGCCUGAAACAAGGAUGUAAAUGCAGCGUUUGCCAUUAAUCAACAAAGUAUCUGCAACAGUUAGCAAAGCAGAGCCACACCGUACUAUCAGUGCAAAGAGCUGCCUACUGGUCUGUGCCCCCCCCCCCUAACUAGAUCACUGCAGUCCAGAGCCAUCAAUAAACAAGGUUUGACCAGGUUACACUGUGAGCACCAUGCUGCCGCCACAAUAGAUACACAUGGAGAAAAGACAAACACCACGACUCCCGUGCAAAACAAAUUUUGUUAGAUUCAUUAUUCAAGUAAAAAUAUUCCAAAACUAUGGGGAAAAACAAACGAGUCCCUGUCACUACAGACUGUCAUCAUUACAGCUGCAUAUAAUGCUUAUUUUCAUUAUUGAUUGAUCUGUAGAUUCAUUUAUAGAUUUAUCAAUUAAUCAGUUGGUCUAUAAAAUGUCAGACCAAAAGUAAAAAAUGUCCAAGUUGAUGUCUUUAGAUCAAUAUGAUAUAAAUCCUAGAAAGCAGGAAAUCUCCAUAUUUAAGAAAAUGAACAGCAUUUUCUGCCAUGUUUGUAUGAAAUUACUUAAAGGGUAAAUACGUUUUCAUAGUUAAUUAUAGUCUAAUCGAUUAGCUGACUAAUCAUUGCAACUCUAGACCUAAUUUGGUGAAUGGAUGAGACAAAUAUGGAGAAAGAAUAGAGGUUUCAUAGUGUACAGUGCAGUUUUCAGUCAACAGGCACCAAGAGAAACAAGUUAUUCACACCUUAUAUCGGCAGUGUGAAUCAAUGCAAUUUAAGAUAUUGAUGUAUUUAGAUGCAUAACACUGAUUUAUUCAGCUAAGCACUGAGCGGGUUUGUGGCACCAACAUGUCUCCCACUGAAGUUUGACAUGGCCAAGCUCUUGUUCCUGAUGGCUCUGCUGCACCUGCUCUCCUGUUAGAUGAAUGAUGACAAUGUAAUAAUCAGCUUCAGAGGCCUGCGCUCUUAAGUUCUUGAAUUGAGUUGUUUGUAAAUUUGUUUUAAAAAAAAAACUUUUUGUUGUUCUCUCAGAGAGUUGUAUUUUGUACUUAAAGCAGUCCAUGGUAUUCUCAGGGGUUAAGAAAAACUUUAAAAAAAAAAGAAUUAAAGGUUUAGAAAUGUAUCAAAAAAGCAACGCAAGACAGAAAUGCAUAUAUAUACACAUACAUACAUAUAUAUAUACAUAUUUUAUAUCGUAUACAGUAUAUAUAUAUAUAUAUAUAAAGUGAUGUGUGUAUGUCGAGAAAACCUUAUUUGGCAAGCUUCACUGUUUGAACUCCUACACGACUACUACUGAGCAUGCUCCUUCUCUCAGUAUGACCAUCAGCCCUGGGUUCAAUAGGCUCAACCAAUAAUUCAUGUUUAUUUGAACUUGUUUGAGUGACCAGAUGCGUGGGACCAGCCAGAUAAUAUUAGUUCUGUGGUCAACUACAAGAAGGGACUUUCUUUCUUUUUUUCAGCUCUCUUGCAGCUAAGAUCGCACCCAUCUGGUUCCAAUGGGUGACAUUAAGCAUCACAAGUGAUUUUAAGGGCUGCUUGACCCAGGCCUGAUGAACAGACACUUAAAUAGAGGUGCAGGUCCAAUCUACUUCCUAUGUUUUUUUUUCUGUAUGGACAGCUUCUAACGUGUCUUCUGAAGUGACCACGCCAAAGAACAGAUCUGUGUAUCAAGGCAGCAUAUUUACAUCUUAUCUACACAAAUACACCUGUUCCGUCUCUGGUUUUCAAGAUAAAGAAUGUUAGAUAAGGAUGUCAAACAACUCUUCCAGCGCUGCCCAGGUCAGCUCGGUUUUAUCUCAGCCUGGUUCGACCCAGCUUGAUAGGGUUUGAUCAGAAACGGCGUCAGCUCACACACGGCGCUGUUAAUUCUACUACACCGCCACCACAAAUAAACCCAGCCUGGAUUCUCCCACAACGGGCUGGCGAUGGUUCUUAAAUGCAGACUCAUGCAUAUUAACCCCCUUCAGAAAAAAAGCCAAAUGCUGCUGAACUGAACAUACAGCUCACACACACACACACUCACACACACACCCACACAUACUAGAGCUGGUAUAACAGGGUUAUAAUGUACAAGAUGACUAGUUUUUUAUGUAUAUGUGGUCCUGACUACAUCAGGAAGUAUGAGCUUACUCAGAGUGAAAUGCCCCCUAUCAGCAGGAGAGUAUUAUUACUGGCGACAGCGUAGCGUCUCUGUCUCCUUUGUCCUUCAGAUGUAGCCAUCGUAGAAGAUCGUUAGUCCUCCACACUCAUCUCUUUUUGAGGCUAGAAAAAAAUCUUUUGAAAGAAUUUUGUCUAAAACAGUUGCUGUAUUUAUAAAAAAAAAGGCAUAGAUACAGAACAGGUGGAGGAUUUUGGACUGCUACGAUGGCUACCGUUAUUAGAACCCCCCAUGGAAACUGACCACAACAACACACACGACAACAAUAACCGCAACAAAUCUUGUGUUUUGAAGCGAGGAUGUGGUGACGUAUGGUCAUUACGGCCCACAAAAUCCUCCACCGGGUGGUUGUUACCAUUCAUCGGUUGCUAAGACAGAAACAUGUAAUCUUGGUUUCAAUAUUCAAUGUUCAGAGUAGACUGACUUUGUAGACAGUGGUAUUAGACAAGGCCUCACAUGUACGGCCUUGACAUGUAGUAGCAUAUGCUAAGGCUGCACAGUGCUGACAGGGAAAAAAAAAAUGUUUUUGGCUGAGUUUCCUCUACAGAAGUUGUGGAGGUGGUUAGGUGACUUAGACUUGUUGUUUCUAAAGAUUCGCUCCUGUUUGUAAGUCAGAUUUGAACCCAAGAACUCCGAAAUACCUUGUAAGGCAAAUUGCAGCUUUGAUUUUUUUUUUAUCCUACAUACUGUGCAGCCUUGGCAACACAAACUGGUUAUUAUUCUAUAUUUACAGUGUGGCUUCAAUGCCAUCUCCUUCCGCUUCGUAGAUACUGUAGACCGGAGUCUUUUGCAGGUUCUUUUUAUCAAUAUCCAGUAAAAUACAACUUCAAAAGCAUCACUGUCCUCUGUGUGGUACGCUGGUGUGGGUGUUGGCUCGCAGCCCGAAAUGUGCUCUGAUGAUCUUUGAAUUUUGCAACCCUGUCAGGUCGGAUAUCCAAAUUAGGUUUUCCAUGUCUUUUCUUGGUUUAAUCUGCAAAAUCAGUCAUGGUGUUUAAAUUUUCAGCCUGAGUGAAGCAUCAGUGUCGGUAUCAGCGGAAGAUCUGCUGGAAUAUUAGGUUAUGUUCUUCUGUGCAAGCUGACCAUUUAGAGUGCAUGGUUAACACAUUAUGCAUCAUAGAUAAAUAUAAAACUAUAGUUUUCUAAAUGGUGAGCUGGUGCAUGAGUGAGGGCAGAACCCUCUUCCCUCCAGGAGUUGGCAUGGAUGCUACACCACAGAAAUAAGCUGGUGGGCAUUGUGCAUGUAAUGGCAGGUCAGAAACACACCUACACAGAGUGAUGCACUCCACCUAGCCUUCUGCUGAAAAGCUGGUUAAAGGCCAGCACUGAUUGCUGCAGGCAAUUGGAACCUCGCCUGUGAUUCACACAGCUUGUUGUCUACUGUACCGACACCAUUGUAAAACUCUUUGGAAAGACAUCACUGCACUAGCAGGGCUGGGUUCCUCAGAACUUCCUCAGCUGAGCAAAGAUCAUGUUUAAAGCUUUUCAUUAGUUGGGACCAUCCACUAACAAAACGCUGGUGAAACUAGGGAUGCACUGAUUCAUUGUUCGACCACUGGUAUCGAUACUCGCCUUGUUGACUGCCAUCGCUGUUUUGGCAAAUUGAAUGACAUUCACUGAUGGCAGUGGAAUCAGUUUUGCGCUGGAUAUUUGCGGUCCAACUUGACCAACAGCAGUUAGCAUAUGCUGCUCGUGCAGCCGCAUGGCAAGGGGUUCCAUGUUAACAAAUAAAAGUGAAAGAAAAUGUCUGCAUAUGCGUAUUAUGUAACAUUUCCACUAGAGCCAGCGACAAAGGGCAUCUCAACGCUUUCUACUCAUUUCUUAUGGAGAGCAGAAGCAGUUAAGCAGUGCAUGGUGGAAGUGUCCUGGCGAGUUUGGAGGGGCAUUGCGGAUUUAUGCAGAUUGAAUAAAAGAGGCUAUCAUGUUGUUUCCUGCUUGAAAUGGAGAGUAGGUACCUGGUACCACACAACUAGCAGCCCAUUUGUCUAAUCAGGUGCUUUACCCGAUUGGGUACGUCUCUUACUUUAUUUAAUGGGUACGACCAUCAAGCAGCCAGCUGAGUGGAGCAGUGCAUCCCCUGGUGUCCUCCUUGUCUCAGAGACAUCUCAGCGACAAUACGUAAUUUGUAUUCCGUAUGAAAAACACCAUUGAUAAAAAAAUACCCCAAAUUAUGUUUUUAAUCGCUUUUACAUUUAAUUUAUAUAUUUUUUUUCUUUUAUGUUUUUGGUGGGCUAUGCAAGUACAGAUUGAGUAGGUAAUUGUAUAGCAGCUAAAUGGGCUUUGAACCUGUUAUUUUUCAAAAAAAAAAAUUUUAUAUGAAAGAAAGUCAUAUUGAGGGUUGUUUAAUACAUUUGUAUGAAUUAAUUGUUCAUUGUGCUCAUUCAAAGAUAAUAUAAUGUAAUGAAAUGCUGAAUAACUUUGAAAAAGUUCAGUUAUUUUUUAUAAUGAAGAUUUUUUUGUGUCCCUCGCACAAAGGGGGGGAAUAAAUAGCACCAAAAACAAAAACAUUGGCAUCGGUUAUUGGCCAAUUUGUCAUUUUAAACAUCAGUAUCGGUGCAUCCCUAGUACAACCAACAACAAAACCACCUGUUUCUGGAAAAUGGUAGGAAAGCUCUUAAAUUCUAAAUGUUGCAUCUACUGAAUGGAAAAUGUAAUUUCAACAAUUUUUACACAAAAACUGAUCGUGGCCCUGAGGUGGUUUUGAGGAGCCAGAAGGGCACCCAGAUGCUGUUCAUAGGAUGUUUUUCCUUCUCUGUGGUUGCUCCUUCAUCCAAUAAGAAAGUGGUUUGGGGCUGUCCUCAGGUCAGUAAAGCCAGGAUUGACAAGUGCUUUAGAUUCUUUAGUGGUGAUAAAUUUCAUGCGAUGCCUCAGCGCAUUGUUUCUCCACAUAGUGAGCAUUCUGGUCUUUAAAAUGGAUCAAACUGACAAGAGACUGUCACUGUUAAUUAAUUUGGAAAUGCAGACUAACCCAUUGUCCGCUUAGUGCUUCCUGUUUCUGAUACAAUUGUCCAGUCCUUGCUUUAUUGUCCUACGCCAGCCUUACAAACCACACACCCACCUACCUACUACUGGGGUUUAUACACAUUUACAAUAAUGUAUAAUACUGUUCAACUACUACUACUAGAGACAUUUUCAUUUUCCGUGUUUUGAAAAAGCCUUUGGAAGCUGUUUUUUUUUUUUUCCUUUUGUAACGCUUUAGCUGGCCGCCGUGGCUCGUAUCAAAUUAGAAAGCUGACUCAUUAUCUGCUUACUCUGUUUUUACUGGCGCUUUGCUCUCCUCUCUGUUACAGCAAAGUUAUGGCUUCAAGGUCUCAACAUCCACAACCCAGACACACUGCACAGAUUGGAGGUUUAGUCAUACAGACUGAGCUGCUGUGGAGGCAGAAACAAGCUCAAUUGUCAAGUUAAGCCUUGAAUUGGUGGAGUCAAAGAUUUGAAUCAGAUGGACUUUUCUCAUUCAUUCAUGAUAUUGCAGGGCAGCUAAUAAGCAUACCAGGAUCAAUACAGACAAGAACAGUCGCUUUGAACAUGGGAGGUCAGUAAGGCGAACUGACUAAACUAGGUCCAUUACCAUAUAUGAGAAAUAUGGGAGAGAAAGCUAUUACUGGGCUAUGUCUACUUACAACCCUGAUUCCAAAAAAGUUGGGACACUGUGUAAAGUGUAAAUUAGCUGCAAAAAAAACCAAAAGGUUGUCAGAUUGAAUAUAAUGUCUAAUAUAUGUCACAAAGUAUUAGCAAAUGAUCAAAUUCUGUUUUAGACAAAGCAAACGUUUUCGGGAUUGGGGUAGAAUGACAAAUUCAAAUCAAUUGUCAUUGUCAGAACAUGAAUUUGCAACCAUUUUGAUGAUGAAAUAAGCAUUUCAGACGGGGGGGUAGUUUCUGAUUUCAGCUUCUCAAAUGUGAGACUUUAAUGCAGCUCUUUGUCAUACACAAUAGUAAUCAGGGGGCUUUUAUGCCCUUAUUGUACAACAAUGGUGGGGACAAUAGUUACUAUUGCAUGUGGUAGAAUGCCUUUUAAAUACGACUUAUUGGUUCAAGAUGGUGAUUAAUUAUGCAUUCUAAUUUGGGUUGAUUUCACAUUCUUUAAAAAACAGCCAAAUGCACCAUUUUUUUUAUUAUUGCCUCCAAAAUAUUUUAAAUGCCAAGACAUUUGUGUGUUUGAGUGUUCCUUGUUGUUGUUAUUAUUAUUUUGAUUAGUUCUUUGGUUAAAGAAAUGUCGAAAAAAUAGUGAAAAUGGAAAAACAGUUUCGAGAGCCCACAGAAGCUCCUUCAAACAACUUGUUUUGUUCAACCAAGAGUUCAAAAGAUACUCACUUUAGAUUCAUGCAAAGCACCGAAAACAGCACAUUUUUACAUUUUAGAGGCUGGAACCAGUGAAUACUUUCCUUUUUUUGUUUGGAUAAACAACUGUAAUGAUGAAUUUUCUUUUUUUCAUAUUACAGAAGCAAUUCCUAAACUAAUGGCUGUGUCUUAUCCUAUCUCAGAACUCCUAUCUUCUCUUAAGAAAUCCUAACUAUAACAGUAAAUUUGAUUCUCCAGUCAACCGUCCUGCCAUGCUGUCAUGUCAUACAAGUUUAGUAUGCACAUGAGACUGCCUGUAUCUUUGGUUAGAAUGUACCUGUAGGUUACUCAAGAUGGACAAGCCAUAAUAUCAGCGGUUACCCAAUCGUUCCCAUGAUCCCGCUCUCCUUAAAUGUAAUAGCUUUUCUCCUUGUGGAAAUGUAUAUUUUGCGACUCCUAAGUACAGAUAGCUUGGGUGACCUCUUUGAGGUUGUUACACUGUCCGAAGUGCAUUUGUGAUCUUUACAAGCACUAGCAGAGCCCCAUGUCUUCUUGUAGGCUUCUCCACAGCUGGACAUAGCACACAGUAUCAAGAUAAAUAAAAUAAUAAGAAAGAAAUUCUUAAACUUAUCUUACGGUUUGAGUAGGCUUUCAAUCAUCACAUUUCGGUGUUUUUCCCCAUCUCUAUUAUCAUUGCCAUACAGACCUAACAACAUUGCUGCAAUUUUGGCAGUUAUUUGGAAUUUGGGUCAGUCUAUGCCAUCCUUACUUAAGAUUUAACCGUUACAGAACCGUUCUGGAGAUUUCCCAAGUAGGAGUCCUAAGAUAAGAGGUUUUCUUUCUAAGUGCAGUCAGGAAACAUGUUUCUGUAAUAUUAAAAAAACCUAUAUGUCAUCCUAGAUUGAGCUAAGAUAGGAUUUCAGACUUAGUUUUUUGUAAUGAUGCUCCAAAUGUGUGUUUUCACGUUAAAGAUGCCUGACACGUCCUAAUAGCUUCUCUCCUGUAUUUCACUCUUUGCCUUUUCAGUGGGCUUCAGUCCAACAUCACUUAGCCACAAACAGACUUUGGCUCCACCCACUAAGGUUCAACACAAUGUCUGCCUCCAGAGCAGCUCCGAGAAAUGUCUUUUCUAACUAAAGCUCCAUUCUGCACAAACUGCGCACCUUACUCUGUCUCCGCCAUCCAACAUCUUCCUCACGUUUCCUCCUCCCACCACCAGCAAAGCCCCCUAAAAACACCCCUCCUGUCAUGUCCUCCUCCUGCCCACAACUCCUCCUCUCUUCUCCUCUCCUCUCCUCUCCUCUCCUCUCCUCUCCUCUCCUCUCCUCUCCUCUCCUCUCCUCUCCUCUCCUCUCCUCUCCUCUCCUCUCCUCUCCUGUCCUGUCCUGUCCGGUGAUCAGCCUCUGUGGCCGGCACGUGGCUCUUUUCUAAUCGCUUUUGAGGCAUGGACGAUCAAAAAAAGAAAAAAAUGUAAAAGAAGAAAAAGGGUGUCUGUAGCUUUAAGGACAAAUAAUGACAGGCACGUGUUGUGGAAGUACGUGUGAGGAGAGGAAAACGUUGCACUCUGCUUUGCUCUGGCCUGGAGAAAGAAGGAGAGAGAGAGAGAGAGAGAGCAAGGGAAAGGGAGAGAUGGAUAGACAGAAAGAGAGGAGAGGAGGGAGACAUUUACUGAACCGGAGCCAGAGAAGCAGACAGAGAAAGAGAACAACUUGUUCUUUCCCCUGCGUUCUGUUUGCAGCCUGUCCACACAGUCAAGUUAACAAGCAGCUAAUAUAAACAACACCAGGCCCUUCCCUUCUUCUUGCCCUCCUGCCUCUUCAUCUCUGUCUCUCUCCUUUUCCCUCUGUUCUUUCUCUGUUCUGUCUCUCUCUCUCUACAUACAGCCAGGUCUCCAUUCAAGUAUUUCCUUUACAAACUGUAACAAUUGAAUCAGGAAAGCAGAACGGAAACCGAUGAAAUUUCCCAUUAAAUGCCAUGACCGGACUGGAAAACAAUUCAGUUUUGUAUUCUGAUAUCGACUGUGACUUUCAAUUUCAAUUACCCUCUUAUUUGUGGGUAGUUAAUGCAUUUUGUUAUAAUGUAAUUUUAGCCAACAUCACCCAACAAAGAUAAUACGUUUUACAAAGAUAAGGCUGGUGAUAUUCCUUAAUUUACGGUCAACAAAUCUCAUGUAAAGAACAAAACCAACAAAAGUAGGACCAAGUUUUGUCAAAAUCCUGAAAUACCUUACUCCUCUGUUCCAUAGACCUCCACUCUUGUCCAAAAACUAUUAAAACACAUCAGUGAGACACAACGCUGUCACUAUUUGACGUUCCUUCAUUACCAUGAUCACACAAUGUAGUUUAAAUGCAGAAAAUGACAUUUUCUGCCGCUCAGGGUCUCUCAAUCAAAACAGUUUUAAAGGACUGAGUUAAGUGUUGUCAUGUAGUACCAUGGAAUCAUGGGAGUUGUUAUAUUUACCACCAUUGUCAUCAUUGCAGUAAGCCUCUCCCAGCAAGGGUUCAUUGAUUAGGAGAUUUUUACCGGGAGCCGAAUUAUGUGUAGAGGUCUCCUCUGCCUUAUCUGCAGAGGGGCUGCAAACUGAGCCGCAGCUAACGUUUGCUCAUCUUAAGAUCUAGACAUCCGAUGACUAAAGUCCAUUCGCUGAAAGCAUAUAGUUAAGACAAGCAGGAUCUAAAAGCUGCAUCAUAAAAAUGUUGCUUAAAACUGGCUAUAGAAGCAGUAGUUGGAAACAUUCGGGUUAGUGCAAGUACACAACUCAACAAAAUGUAUGUCUAGUUGUUUUUAGACAUUUUAAUGCAUAAAAGUAACAUAUUCUACCAUUACCUUAAUCCCAGAUAUAGUAUGCUGCUAGUGCACCAAAUGUGUAUUAAUCCACAGCUGAAAAUAGUCCCCUACAAAUGCACUAAUUACUCUUUUUUGAGUAAGGCUUAUUAAAAACUACAGUACCCAGCUGUUUUAGAAAACAAAGUACUAAACUAUAUAUUUGUGAGCUCUUUUUAAAUGUUUCCGUAUUCAGUAGAAACAGACAUGCUUUGGAUAAGUGCUGGGCACUCUAUUGAUGCAAUUCAAAUGUUUGUUUUUUCAGAUGAUUACUGUGAUGUGAAUAGUUACACCUCAUGCACACCUGACACAGUUUACGCGACUGUCGUGACGUGGCUUGCUGGUUCUGACUAACUUGUAGGGUAGUGAUGAGUGUUGUUGGUUUUGGACUUUUCAACUGAAUAUAAUGUGUUGACAAAAAGAUAUAAACCACCAUCUUUAUUCUUUUAAUGUCACUACCAGCCAGGUAAACAUUUUUAAUACUAGCUUUUCUAUGAAUUUCAAUACAACUUAUCUGUCCGUAAUCACCCUUUAUAAUUAUUUAGACAUUUGGCCAACAUUCAUCAACAGUUAAUACCAGUAAUUCAUUCCUUCUUUUUGGCAAUUUAACUUGGAUGAAAACAUGUCUUUUAUGGUUCCUCCCUCACAAUCUCAACAAUUUAUGCAGCCUCCCUUUACAUCUGGUUUUACUGUUGGGCUCCUGGAAGGUUCAUGUUCUGCUCACACAUAUAUCACUGCAGACAAAUUUGGGGUGUUAUUGCAACCAAGACACGCUGAAGAGCCAUUUGGCUAAAGUCUCCUACUGCUAAAUUUAAGUUCAGCUCACCAAAACAUUGGUGGGAAUCUGAUUUAUGGGGACAAGAGUGAUUUUAGCGCAGGCAUGGGAGACACUUGACUUCCAGGUGUAAAUGUAAUCUGGAUAAAUCACAUGUAGACCCAAUCUGGAUUUAAGAUGCUUGAUUUGUUAAGAGGCCCUCUGUACUGUAUUUCUGUCUCUGCUCUUUCUACUGCUCGUAAUUUCACCGCUAUGUCUAUCUCUGCUUUAUUUUUCUUUCUCCUGAUUUCUUUGAUUUUGUUAUCUGACUUUCUUCUCUUUCACACACACAAAUGUUUAUCUUCUUCCUCUGAGGCAAAUAUGUAUUUAUUUGCCUCCGCUGCCUGAUCUUUGAUACAUGCAGGGAAGGAAAAUGUGUUUUGAUUACAUAAAUUAGGGAAAGUGCAGUCCCUCUGUAUGCGUGUUAUUUUGAUAAUGCAGUCUGUGUGCUUGUUUUGUGUGUGUGCAUGGUGAGAAGGAUACCAAAUGGACUUAAAACUGUCCAACAGGUCAGCUGUUCUCCCCAUGAGAACAUCUAGUCUCCCUUUGUUCUCACCUACUUUUCUUCCUCAUCUGGAGAGAACUGAACUGAACUCUCUCCCUAUUAGGCUACAUCCACACUAAACUGGCUAAAUUUUAACCUUUUAGGCUAUAAUUUUCUGCCAAACCUGAACAGGAGGAUAACAACAAAAAAUGUAAGUAAUGUACAAAAAAUGUAACAAAAGUACUUCACAGUCUGGUCACUCUGCUAGUUAAUGUGUCCCUUCCUCUCUGUGACCACCUAUUCUGGGCUUAAUGCAGCUAAAUUCUCAGCUAAAUUGCUCUCAUUUAACACAAACUCAGUUGCAAGUUUCUUAAUAAGCACAAUAGCUGCGACCGUAUACGCGCAUGCAUCCCCGUUUGCAGUGACCCUUAAAAGGAUAAAAACAAAAGGCUUUUUUUUUUUUUUUUUAAACAAAUACUUCAUUAUAAUUAAAACUUGAAACCGUUUUUAUGGAAGAAGGGAAGUAGGGAAUUCCCCCAUUUAUAAAUAAAGUAAAUAAGACAUUACUUUCAUAUAAGCAAACAUACACAGUAUGGUUACCGGUAUAACGCUACAACCCUAAUGACAUCAUUACACUAUGCGAUACGUCCUUGUGUUCAAUAUGAUUCAAUCUGAAGUCUAAAUAAUCCAUAUUAUAGGCAGCUGAAAGUCACAUACAGUCAUACAAAAAGUUAUUAGACCACCCUUGUUUUCUUCAUUGCAUUUGUUCAUUUUAAUGCCUGGUACAACUUGUUUGGACAAAUAUAACAAUAACAACAGAAAUAGCUCAUAAGAGUUUAAUUCAAGAGCUAUUUUUGGUAUCAUUAUAUUUGUCCAAAAAAAUGUACCUUUAGUUGUACCAGGUAUUAAAAUGAACAAGAAAUUGAAGAAAACAAUGGUCUAAUAAUUUUGUUUAAUAAACAAUAAUUGUUUAAUAUUAAUAAUUUUGUCUAAUAAUUCCAUGACUGUACGUUUGCACAUAAAGCUUGAUGACAUCAUGUUUAUUGUGCGGUCACAUGUGUUCACAUCAGAAACAAGUGAUCACAGAGAGGGUUAGAGGCAACAGAAAGUCCUAACUGCCACUCAACCCCUGUCCUCAGUUACGUCAUGGUUUUCUUAAAGUUACAUUUUUAUCAUCUACAGUAUGAAGCCAGGCUGGCAUGCAUCGACUCUGGUGACAGCUGUCAAAAAGCUUCAUUUUUUGAUUUUGAAAAUGCCAGCUUAAUGUGGAUAAAGAGCCAAAACAGACAGAGAUAGUGUGGUUGAACAUUUCUGUCAUUUAUAGUAAGUCUUUAACUGUCCUGCUUGUGUUUGCCUGUUUUUGUCUCACUCUCAGCUCCACUUCAAUUCUUUCUCUACUUUUACUUACUUUCUCCUCCCCUUCUUUUCUAAGCAUCCCAACUCUCUGCAGAGCAGGCAGUUUCUGACUCUCAUUAAUAACAAAAAAAAAAAUCUUGCUCUCCUCUCCUGACCUGUGA